AUGGCUACUGAGUACAAUCAAGCCGCCUUGCCCGGGGACCUACUCCAUCUACUAGCGCAACAGCUUUCCGAGGAGAGAGACUUUCCAACUCUAUACAACUGCGUUGUGAGCAGCAAGCAGCUUGCGAGUGCUGGCGCCGUCAACGCCCUUUACAGAAUCAGCCACCAUGCCCCAGUCCAGUCGGGCGGUAGCGAAGCCGUGUCGCAAGCUGAACAAGAACUCAACGUCCAGAGGUGGUCCAUUCUAUGGCGUACCAUCAUCCUCUCCGCCUUGGGCAAGACCCUUUACCCCUAUUGCCGCCACCUGCGGAUGUUGGACCUUCGCGACCUCAAUGCGCUUUUAGAAGACGAGAAGUUUCGAGGCAAGAUCUCGAAGGUCUUCUUCGCUAGCGAACUAGCACGCUUCCACUUCACGCGCAAUACACCAGCAAAGUCUCGAGCCGCUGUUGGACUUGACCGGAUAAAAAUCAUCAACGCACUCGGAGAGCAAAUUAUCCAGCAAGCGCCUCUUCUAGAAGUGCUUUCGGAGCCUACACUGUUGCCCAUGCUGUCGACGGCUCUUCUCACCUGGACACCGAGGCUGGGCCAGCUACGCAGGCUUGAACUUUUCUCGCAGAAGGCGCUCGCGGACGAGACUAUCCGCAACCUCUUGCAUUCGCACUGCCCUCAUCUGGAAGCGAUCACGAUCUUCGGUACUAAUGAGCCCGAAACCGAUCACGCCUUAGCAAGCUUCAUUGGAGGCAUGCCGGCAGACAAACUUAGCCAUUUAGAGAUCCUCGGCGACAUAGGAGUUGGCACAGAGACCUGUCUGGCUCUGAACAGCCAUGGAAAAAGCCUGACCACGCUCAAGCUACGCCUUGGAGACGAAGGCAUCCUUGCGCUUGCACUUCUGCAAAGUUGCACCGCGGUCGAGAGUCUUUCAGUGGGAAGCGACAAAGGCUACGCUGUCGACCUAAGGGGUACACAGAACGAUGUGUACCUGGAAAUAGUGACAUGGUUAAAGGGCUGUACCGGCCUCAAGUCCCUAGAGGUCUUCAACAUGACCUCGGCGCCACAGCUGUGUACGCCUAUCCUUCUCAGCCAUAGUGCGAAGCUCGAAGAGAUCUCAAUCAAUGCGAACGACGACUACACCUACGUCGUCAAGGACCACCGCGAGUUCCACGAAGCGCUUUUAGAGCAGCCGUCUCUUCGUCGGCUGCAGCUGAAGGCUGAUCCUGAGCCACCAACACGCAAAGACAUCGAGCUCUUGGUUACGACUUUCAGUUCUCUCAAAGGGCUACGCCAGCUCACCAUGAUACGUCUCUCAGACUACUUCACGGACGACCAUAUCAGCUACGUGGUCGGGAGUCUACCAGAGCUCGAGAGUCUCUACAUUGGCGGCUUCGGUGCCACUGACGCUGCACUCGACAGCCUGGCCAACCUCAAGAAUCUGACAACCCUCACCAUCAGCAGUCUCACCAGGUUUUCGUCGGAAGGCGUAUCAAGGUUUAUCGAACAGCUCGGACCGGGCAACAAGGGUCUGGGCCUGUCCAUUGAGAGCGCAGAUCCGGACUACGCAAUCACUGAGGAGGAGCAGGAGGUGCUGAGGGAGCUGAUCCAGGUCAAGGUUGGCGGACGGUUUGAUUACCAACUCUUCAGAGGUAAUGAUCUCGACUCCUGGCAUGCGGCGUUGACAGCUGACACUUUGCGGCAGAUCCAAAUGUACCAGAUUUCGAUACUGAUGACUCCGACUGAUUUCAAUCUGCGGGAGGGCCUGAACUGGCCUCGAAGCGACAUUUGA
Messenger RNA from Saxophila tyrrhenica, 1779 nucleotides. RefSeq lists its product as uncharacterized. Gene Ontology annotation, cellular component: SCF ubiquitin ligase complex. Lineage: Eukaryota; Fungi; Ascomycota; Dothideomycetes; Mycosphaerellales; Extremaceae. The record is from RefSeq and is a predicted model, not a curated record. The transcript is spliced from 2 exons. The coding region runs from base 1 to 1779 and encodes 592 amino acids. Gene Ontology annotation, biological process: SCF-dependent proteasomal ubiquitin-dependent protein catabolic process.